ACUUUUCCACCGUCACCUCUCUCUCUCUCUCUCUCUAGAUCUCUCUCUCUCCUCUUUUUUCCUUCCAUUUUCAUUCUCCAGGAUUCUCGGCGUUAGUGAAGGUUCUUCUUCAUAAGCAGAUCUUGGAGGAGCUUCAAUCAAACAGGUGAAGAUGAGGAGUUUCAGCUUCUACGAGAGAUUCUCCAGAGCUUUCCAUGAUCAUCCUUCUCUCUCCAGGAUUCUCGUCAUCUCCACGAUCAGUGGUGGAGGACUUAUUGCCUAUUCUGAAGCGAAUGCCUCCUAUGGCACGAAUGGUGUUGCUCCGGUUGAAACUGGAACAAGGAAGAAAAAAGUACUGCUUCUCGGAACUGGAUGGGCUGGAACCAGUUUCUUGAAGAAUCUGAAUAAUGCCUCAUAUGAGGUUCAGGUUAUAUCGCCUCGGAACUACUUUGCAUUCACUCCCCUGCUACCAAGUGUUACCUGUGGAACUGUUGAAGCUCGCAGUAUUGUCGAACCCAUCCGCAACAUCGGUAGAAAGAAAAGCAUUGAUAUGUCUUACUUGGAGGCAGAAUGUUUCAAAAUCGAUCCACAGAGCAAGAAAGUUUACUGUCGAUCUAAGCAAGGCCUUGAUUCAAACGGAAAGAAGGAAUUUUCAGUUGACUAUGACUACCUUGUAAUUGCAACUGGAGCUCAGUCUAACACAUUCAACAUUCCAGGGGUGGAAGAGAACUGUCAUUUCCUGAAAGAAGUUGAAGAUGCCCAGGGAAUCCGUAGAAAUGUCAUCGAUUCCUUUGAGAAGGCGAAUAUACCCGAACUAAGUGACGAAGAGAGAAAGAGAAUCCUACAUUUUGUGGUUGUUGGUGGUGGACCAACAGGUGUUGAAUUUGCCGCGGAGCUUCAUGAUUUUGUCAAUGAGGAUCUUGUCAAGCUAUAUCCUAGAGUCAAGGGUUUGGCACGAAUCACACUUCUGGAGGCAGCAGACCACAUCCUGACCAUGUUUGACAAAAGAAUCACAGAGUUUGCUGAAGAAAAGUUUAAAAGGGAUGGUAUUGACGUGAAACUGGGUUCCAUGGUGACCAAAGUGAACGAUAAGGAAAUCUCGGCCAAAACCAAAGGCGGAGAGGUUUCUUCUAUUCCUUACGGAAUGAUUGUCUGGUCAACUGGUAUCGGAACCCGUCCUGUGAUAAGAGAAUUUAUGAAACAGAUUGGACAGGGCAACAGACGUGCUUUGGCAACUGAUGAAUGGCUUCGGGUGGAAGGAUGUGACAAUAUAUACGCCCUUGGUGAUUGUGCGACAAUUAACCAGCGCAAAGUCAUGGAAGACGUUUCCGCCAUUUUCAAGAAAGCGGACAAGGACAAUUCCGGGACGCUAACCGUAAAAGAAUUCCAAGGAGUGAUAGAUGACAUAUGUGUCAGAUACCCGCAGGUGGAGCUCUACCUGAAGAGCAAGCGCAUGCGAGACAUAGCCGAUCUUCUGAAACAAGCCCAAGCUGACGAUGGUUCCAAGAAGCCCAUCGAAUUGAACAUUGAGGAAUUCAAGUCGGCUCUCUCGCAGGUCGACUCGGAAGUGAAGUUUCUUCCUGCCACAGCACAGGUAGCUGCUCAGCAAGGUUCGUACCUAGCAACAUGCUUCAACCGAAUGGACGAAUGCGAGAACAAUCCUCAAGGUCCCAUAAGGAUCAGGGGAGAAGGGCGUCAUCGUUUCCGUCCCUUCAGGUAUCGACAUCUCGGGCAAUUUGCGCCACUAGGAGGGGAGCAGACGGCGGCACAGCUUCCGGGAGAUUGGGUUUCGAUAGGACAGACCAGCCAGUGGCUGUGGUACUCUGUCUACGCCAGUAAGCAAGUGAGUUGGCGGACGAGAGUGCUGGUGGUGUCGGACUGGAUGAGGCGAUUCAUCUUCGGUAGGGAUUCGAGUCGCAUCUAGAGAAAUCCUUCCUAGCCAAGUCCCAUGUUUCUGCAAACACCUUCACCGUCUCAGUUUUGUUUUGCUUUUGCUUCACGGGGUUUUACGAUACUCAGUUUUCCCAAAUUCCUACGGAGAAGUUUUGUUUUCCGGUCCUACGUUCAGUAAUAACAAAAAAAAUGCAUGACAAACGACAAUGAAAGAAAUGUUCCCUUUUUUUAA
Messenger RNA from Tarenaya hassleriana, 2104 nucleotides. Its product is annotated as external alternative NAD(P)H-ubiquinone oxidoreductase B2, mitochondrial. The record is from RefSeq and is a predicted model, not a curated record. The coding region runs from base 152 to 1903 and encodes 583 amino acids. Gene Ontology annotation, molecular function: NADH dehydrogenase activity; calcium ion binding. NCBI's taxonomy places the organism in Eukaryota, Viridiplantae, Streptophyta, Magnoliopsida, Brassicales, Cleomaceae. The transcript is spliced from 10 exons.